This is a messenger RNA of Saprolegnia diclina VS20, 1387 nucleotides long. RefSeq lists its product as hypothetical. Bases 385 to 1308 code for a protein of 307 amino acids. The transcript has a single exon. NCBI's taxonomy places the organism in Eukaryota, Oomycota, Saprolegniomycetes, Saprolegniales, Saprolegniaceae. The record is from RefSeq and is a predicted model, not a curated record.
ACCAAGACGCUAUUGACGCGACCAGGCCCACUGGUGCACACGUGGCCUACGCUUGUUUUGGACGGCGCUACCUUGGACGCCGACGACGCUGUUGCGUUGUACCGUGCGGCGCUGCCCGUGUUCCUAUCGGUGCGCGCCACCGAAAUUUGGCAUUUUGGGCGCCUCUUUGCGGCCGACGACGCUCAAGCCUUUAUCGACUUUGCGUCGCAGUGGCCGCUCAAGCUGACGCACGUGACAUCAGAGUGGCGGCACCAGGUCGGCAGUGACGUCUUUUGUGACGUGCUGCGUCGCUGCACGCGCCUCCAGUCGAUCGAUUUGGUCGCCGACGAAGGCGACGAAGACAUCUUUGCUGCCUUUACGACACCCGACCAUCGCGUCAGCACCAUGCUUAUUGGCGAAAUGAGCACUGCCACCGCGGACUUGAAUUCGUAUGUGGUGCCGUGGCUUGGCAGUGGCCACGCUCGCAGCUUUUCGAUCGAGUGCACCGCGAUAGAAGACGAGGCAGAUCUCGCACGCACGCUUGCGACCACGUCUUCGCUUCGGUCUCUUGGCAUCCACGAUAACCAAGAGUUCCUCGACCCCUUCCUCGAACUCGAGCUGCCGCUGCAUCAGCUCACCCAGGUGGAACUGCGGACGUAUUCGCCCGAGGCCGUGGUUCCGUUCCUGGCCCUGCUCGACUUGGCCAAGAUCACCUCGCUCGCGAUUUCCAGCGCAAACGACCACGCCGACUUCUUUACGCUUGGGCGUUUGCCCGCACUCCGCCAUUUGGCAUCGUCCGGAGGCGAAAUGGGCGACGGCCUGGCCGAAGCGUCGACGUGGCCGGACCUCGAGAGCAUGCUCUUCAGUGCGAUCGAUUUUACUCCGACCGCAUUUGCUACUGUGCUGUCGUUCCUUGGCCACGCGCAAGGCCUCCGCAAGCUGACGUUUCAACAGUGCAAGCUGGCCGACGGAUGGCUUGUCAGUGUGACUCGGACGUUUGUUCGUUUGAUCGGCAACGGACUUGGUUUUGCGAGCUUCAACGACGUGGGCCUUGACGACGCGAGUCUCGGACACCUUGCACAGACGCUGCGCGAAGGGCGCAACACAACGCCAUUGACACUGGACCUCACCAACAACUACAACGUGACGAUCAAUGGUGUCCGCGUGCUUCUCCAGUCGCUCGCGCAGUGUACCGACGUGCGCGUUAUUGUGUAUGCGAUGGACCAACAACACAAGGACGAGAUCCAAGCCUUUGUCGCCACACAUCGCAUGGCGUGCGGCUUUGAUGCGGAGCACUAUACGCUCUAUAGUCCAACGUCGAUCAUGUAAACGACGAUCUAGUACAUGUCAAGUGCUAUGCAGUUUAUGGAUGAGAGAGCAGACUGACUAGAAACAAAUCGUACUGGAA